This is a messenger RNA of Rhipicephalus sanguineus (brown dog tick), 1410 nucleotides long. RefSeq lists its product as uncharacterized. NCBI's taxonomy places the organism in Eukaryota, Metazoa, Arthropoda, Arachnida, Ixodida, Ixodidae. The coding region runs from base 1 to 1410 and encodes 469 amino acids. The record is from RefSeq and is a predicted model, not a curated record. The transcript has a single exon.
AUGUCCUUCUUCGCUAAUCCCGCAAGUGUCAGCAUUGUUUACCAGCAUCCUGCUGACUCAUCGCGACCCCUGUUUUUCGUGGUGGACCCAGUUCACAUACUAAAGUGUAUAAGAAAUAACUGGCUGAAUCAACGAAACAUUGCAAAAUGCAUGUACUUUCCUGAACCAAAAAGUAAUGAGGCUGAACCAAAGAUACUUACAGCAUCUUUCAAGGUAUUGUGCGAGUUGCACGAAGCUGAAAAGCAUGAGCUCUUGAAGUUAGCGCCAACUCUCACUUUGAAAGCGCUGAACCCCUCCAACAUGGAACGACAGGACGUUAAGCUUGCACUAAAGGUUUUUAACUCAUCUACUGUUGCUGCUCUCAGUACCGCAACGUUCCAGCAUGCUAAGGAAACAUCUGAGUACAUUGACACCAUAUUGACUUGGUGGAACAUUGUUAACGUAAAGACGCCAAGAAAAGGACAGCGGUUGCGAGAUCAUUUGCAAGGACCAAGAGUAUCAUCGUUGUGUCCGCAGCUCGAGUUCCUGCAAAAAAUAGUUGAGUGGCUUGAUCACUGGGAAAGCCUCAGACAUGACAAUGGCCGCCUUACACGUGAAACACACGCAGCUUUCAGCCACACUACCCACGCUUUGCACGAACUAGCCAUAUACUGCCUGGAGGAGCUUCAUUUUGAGUACGUUCUUUUGGGCAAAUUUCAAACUGACUGCUUGGAGGAUCGCUUCGGAAAGUAUCGGCAACUGUCGGGUUCGAAUUACCAUGUGUCAAUAAGGCAGAUAUAUGAAUCUGAAAACAAACUGCGUUUGCAGAAGGUUUUGGACCUGCCCGAUUUAGACAUGCUACCAGCUCCGAGUGCGAAUACAUGGAGGACAGGUGUGCCGUCUGCGCUCGGCCAGUUUGACGUCGCUGUGACUGAUUCUGACAUUCAGAAAAAAGCGUCAAGGCUUCCUGCAGUAACAUACGUUGCCGGCUAUUGUGCCCAUGCAGCUUUAAAGAAAUUGGCAUGCGGAUCUUGCAGGGAAAACCUUGUGAUGCAAGACGUCGACCUAGAUGAUGCUGAGAAUGCAUUAAUCACGAAGAUGUCGAGGGGUGGGCUGAAGUUUCCACGAGCAGUUGUAGUUAACGCUGUGCUGUUUACUGAAAUUAUAUUAGACAAGCUCAGGGCACCAGAAUACUCUGCGCGAUUUCUCAGCCUUCCUAUGCAGAAAGACACUCUUGUCAGCCUUGUGUUCUCUGCCCUUGCAGACUAUGAGGACCUAGAUGUGUGUGAUUCCGGUCAUUCUGCACAGGAAGUAAUGGAGCAUGUUGUAAGUGCUGCAGCGAAUACACUGCUGAACAACUUGUGCCGCACAGAAAACGACAAAUUACGUAAGGCCAAGAAUGAGCGAAAGCUAAAGACCUUGAAGACCUGA